Molecule: messenger RNA, 906 nt
Organism: Mytilus trossulus (common blue mussel)
Lineage: Eukaryota; Metazoa; Mollusca; Bivalvia; Mytilida; Mytilidae
Product: pre-mRNA-splicing factor SPF27-like
Exons: 8
Coding region: 41-682 (213 amino acids)
Biological process (GO): mRNA processing
Cellular component (GO): Prp19 complex; catalytic step 2 spliceosome; precatalytic spliceosome
Source: RefSeq, a predicted model, not a curated record
GAAAUUGGAGAGAGAAGAAGUUAUCUCCCCUUCGUGUACAAUGGCUGGAGAAGUUGUUGUCGAUGCCUUACCUUAUUUUGACCAAGGAUAUGACGAACCAGGUGUUAGGGAAGCCGCUCUUGCUUUGGUUGAUGAAGAAACAAGAAGAUACAGACCUACAAAGAAUUAUCUAGAAUACUUACCUGCUCCUAACUAUCUCCAGUUUGAGACAGAGAUAAUGAAAACAGAGUAUGAAAGAAUGCAGUCACGGUUACCUAUGGAUAUGCUGAACAUGAAAAGGUAUGAACUUCCUCCACCUCCAGCAGGAAAGAUGACAGAUAUAUCUGCCUGGAAUGAGGCUGUAGAGAACUCACAAGCACAGUUAGAACAUCAAUCUCUAAGAAUAUUGAAUUUAGAACUAUUGUCAGAAUAUGGUUCGAAUGCUUGGAAAUCUUACAAUACAGUGUUAUCCCAGAUGGUGGAACAAGCAACAAAACAGUUACAAGAACUCAGGAAGAAGAUACAGGAAAUAAAUUGGCAAAGAAAGAAUGAACAAACUCAGGCUGGGGGUAAACUGAAAGAAUUAGAAGAAAGUUGGGUAGGACUGGUCAGUAAAAAUUAUGAGAUAGAAAGAGCCUGUGUAGAAAUUGAAAGAGAGAUAGAAGAAAUGGAACAGAAAAGAGCAAAAAAGGCAAAAAGAUAGAGAAAAGCUAGAAAAUGGAGUGACGUCCUAUGGAAAACAGAUUUGAUAAGUAUCUCCGAAAAUCAUGACAUUUACUGCAUAGCAGUGAAAAAUUACACUGACAUUUCCUGAACUUGCCAUGAUUUUUAAAUAUGUAGAGAUUUAAGAUGAUUGUUGAACUGGAAGAUCAAUGAAGAUUUGUAAUACUAUUGUAGAAAAGUGAACAUGGAUAUACAAUCUACAUG